This is a messenger RNA of Hippocampus zosterae (dwarf seahorse), 846 nucleotides long. Its product is annotated as ras-related protein Rab-6A-like. Gene Ontology annotation, molecular function: GTPase activity; GTP binding. The transcript is spliced from 4 exons. The record is from RefSeq and is a predicted model, not a curated record. NCBI's taxonomy places the organism in Eukaryota, Metazoa, Chordata, Actinopteri, Syngnathiformes, Syngnathidae.
AUGAAUGGACUCUUCGGAUCUAAAUCCAAAAAGACAGGUACUUUAUUAUCUGUGUCAAACAAAGGCAAUCCAAUUAUGAAGAAGAAAAUCGUGAUGCUGGGAGACCAGUCCGUUGGGAAAACCAGCAUCAUCAACCGCCUUGUGUUCGACAACUUCACCGGCAGCGAGCAGCCCACCGUGGGGGUCGACUUCGUGUCGAAGACCAUCAACGUAGACGACAAGACUAUCCGCCUGCAGCUGUGGGACACGGCCGGGCAGGAGCGCUUCCACUCUCUGAUCCCCAGCUACAUAAAGGACAGCUCGAUCGCCAUCAUCGUCUUCGAUAUCGCUUGCCAGGAAAGUUUCGCCUCCCUAAACAAGUGGAUCAAUGACGUGCGCGAGGAGAGGGGCGACGCGACCACCAUCUACGUGCUCGGCAACAAGCUGGACCUCGCAGAUUCGCGGGUGGUGAGCACCGCGGAGGCCACGACCUUCUUGCAGAAGGAGAGUAUUUAGUACUACGAGGUAAGCGCGAAGACUGGGGAGAACGUCAUCCACUUUUUUAAGAACCUGUCUGAAAAGCUGAGCGGUGGAAAGAAGGGCAAGGAGGAUGGCAAGUCCGAGGAGAAGGAAGGCGUGGCCCUGCGCAACCCCAUGCACGAGCCUGAACCCCGCAAGGACUGUCACACGGAGGAUAGCACUGAGGACGAGAUGCGCGCCUUCGAGAAGCAGAUCGAGCAGCGCAAGGACAAGGUCCGCAACUCUUUCAAUGAAAUCUCCAGCCUUCUCGAGAGGUUCAAGAUGGACGACCACAGGAGCGAAUUCCGACUGGACCGGCCUGACUUCGGAGAGAUCUCGUCCGUCUAG